This is a messenger RNA of Cucumis sativus (cucumber), 1127 nucleotides long. RefSeq lists its product as uncharacterized. NCBI's taxonomy places the organism in Eukaryota, Viridiplantae, Streptophyta, Magnoliopsida, Cucurbitales, Cucurbitaceae. The record is from RefSeq and is a predicted model, not a curated record. The coding region runs from base 341 to 949 and encodes 202 amino acids. Gene Ontology annotation, biological process: cell redox homeostasis. The transcript has 3 exons.
AAAAGAAAAAAGAAACUCAUAAAAGAAAAAAGAAAAAGAAGGGAGAAUGGAGGCAGAAAAGCCAUCUUCAGUGCUCGCCUUGCUUUGUUAGCUGUUGCCAUUUUCACAUCCUUCUAUUUGGUUCCUACGAAUUACGCAAAGGAAUUCGAAGUUGCAUCUCUUUUCUCAAUGUGUGAAAUUUCUGUAAGCUAGUUUUCUUCUAUUGUUGGCGAAGCAAAUUGAACUCCUGUCGGCCUCUCACUCACCAUUUCUGAAUACUCAGCUUCUGGAAGCUCAACGAGGGGUAAGGUGAUAGUUGUCACUUUUAGAUUUAAAGGAAAGAGGAAAGUUAAAGAAUAUAAUGGGUUCAACACCCAAACAGCCUUUCUUUUGCUUCAAAUGGCCAUGGGACGUAGACCCAAAAAAUCGUUCAGACUGUUCGUUUGAGAGUCCUUGGUUGUUCAAAUCAUUGCAAAAUGUGGGUGGCUUUGCUUUCGAUUUUGUAAAUAAAGCUUCAAAAUCAUCGCCUCCAUGGAUGACUUUUAAGUCAUUGCAAUUCAACCCCUUAACUGGUGGAAAUAAGAUAUCUCAGUCUAGAAAGAUGUUAACUCCUGAAGAGCAGGGGGAAGCAGAAAAUAGAGCAUUGGCAGCAGCAUUAGCCAGUGGGAAAGAAGCCACCAUAAUCGAGUUUUACUCGCCCAAAUGUCUCCUUUGCAAUUCCUUGCUUAAUAUUGUUACGGAGAUGGAAGCAAGGAAUUCAGAUUGGCUUAAUAUUGUGAUGGCAGAUGCAGAGAAUGAUAAAUGGCUGCCUGAGCUUCUUCAUUAUGACAUUACAUAUGUUCCUUGCUUUGUGUUGCUGGACAAACACGGCAAGGCGCUGGCAAAGACGAGUCUUCCUAGUAGUCGGCUUCAUGUAAUUGCAGGGCUUUCUCAUCUUAUCAAAAUGAAAUCGCCCAAGAGCACUCCCUGAAUCAGAUAAUAAGCCACCAUGUUUGUGAAAGCUGUGAUUUAGAUGGCAUGGGUAAGAACUGUAGUUAAUUCGAAAGAAGAGCUUGUUCUCUUUUGAAAUUGCACAUCACUGUUUACUUUUAGAAAUUUACUCUAAUUUCUUAAAUAAAAUAAAUACAAUAGUUGUAUUCUUAACCAAA